Paramuricea clavata is the source of this 13141-nucleotide messenger RNA. The record is from the annotation of a GenBank genome assembly. Lineage: Eukaryota; Metazoa; Cnidaria; Anthozoa; Malacalcyonacea; Plexauridae.
AUGUCGUAUCUCCUCUAUCUUUUCCUGUUCUUGGCGUGCGUGUCCUUGGCAAGUGCUGGAGAAUAUGUUCGUGUAUGUUACUACACAAACUGGUCUCAGUACAGACCUGGACCGAUGAAAUAUUUCCCAGAGAAUGUGGAUCCGUCUCUGUGCACCCACGUUGUCUAUGCGUUCGCAGAAAUUCGCAAAGGUCACAUCUUGAAACUGCGCGAGUGGAAUGAUAAUAAGAUGAUUGCAAAAUUUAACAAUAUCAAAAAGGUUUGUGUGAAGUAUAUUUGUAAUGAUGCAAAGUGUGUCCUCACCGGGCAAGCUGAAUUUUGCUUCCGGUGAGACUUACAAGUACUAGUCCGAUGCUCUACCAACUGAACUGUUCGCAAUGAUGUUUGCAACAAUCUUGUAGCAAGCUUGUCAACAAGUUGUAACAAUGCUGUUAUUUUAUCAAGUUGCUACAAGGUUGUCACUCACAACUUGUUGACAAAUUGUUGAAUCAAUUGCUGGACGAUACCAAGUUGUUGGAACAACUUGUAACAAGUUUGUUGAACUUGUAGCAAGUUGUCAACAAGCAGUGCGAACACAUCCUGUUGACAAGUUGUUGGAACAGCAUUAUAACAAACGUACUUGCAGGGAGGUGAGUCCGGGAUUGGACGCACCGAGGGUGGCUGGAAGUUUCCCGAACUUACCGAGCGAAGCGAGGUGAGUUCGGGAAACUUCCAGCCACCCGAGGUGCGUCCAAUCCCGGACUCACCGAACCUGCAAGUACGUUUGGUUUUUAUCCCAUACACCGAGCCAUACACACAUUUGUAGCUCUUCGCGAUAUAUUCGUCGUCUCGUCGAUGUUUUGUGAACAUUUUCCCGGCCAAAAAAAUCACUGGGCAAGAAAAUACUUCUUUAUCUACGUCUAAAUUACCUUUACUGCAUUAUUUCUUUGGUUUUUCUUCAGUCUCAGUAUGUUAGUCACCGAAAAAAGUUCUUUAAAGUUUAGGUUUAUCGGCUAAAGGCCUGUUUAAACGGAUCCAACAUUGUUGGACCAACAUCAUCCAACAAUGUUACUAUACUAGAUAUGACCGCUUCUCUUUCAAAUCGUUUUCGUUAGAUAAGCUUUACUCAAACCCUAAACCUAGUCUUGACAAAAUAUUUGAAAAAGAAGCCGUUUGAGCCAUUAUUUCAACAAUGUUGGAUGAUGUUGGCCCAACAAUGUUGGAUCCGUUUAAACAGGGCUUAAAUCUUGUCCGCCAUAUUUGUUAUUGUUAUUGCAACGUAAGCAGUUUAUCAGGUGAGUUCGGGCGAAAAGCAGGUGAGCUCGACAAAAAGCAGGUGAGCUCGACGACAAGCUCACCUGCUCUAGACCAAUCAGAAAGCCGCUUUUAACACAGGUAUGGGAUAAUGUUACAAGUCUACUGCAGGUUUGUUACAACUUGUGCGUUUUUACGUGUGUACGAGGUCAAAGUCGAUUCGAGUGUGUGAUAUUUCGGAUAUCAGUAUGUUUUUAAAGUAAUUAUAAAAGCAUACUCGUCUGAUCAUGCAUUCGAAUCAACCAUUCAUUAUAGCCAAUCAAUCAAUAUUCCAAUCAAUAUGUUUAUUCUGAUCAACCAUUCCGAUCACCCAUUUCAAUUCUAAAACUGCCUGCAUUUUUUCCCAUUCAGGCCUAUGCACAUCUCAAAACCUUGCUCGCAGUCGGUGGAUGGAAUCAUGAAAACGGUCCCGUGAGUAAAUUCUCCCAAAUGGUGAAGACACCCCAGAGCCGAGAAAUCUUCAUUGAUUCAGCGAUUGCACUCCUUCGUAAAAAAGGCUUCGACGGUUUUGAUUUGGACUGGGAGUACCCAGGCAACCGGGGAAAUUCUCCCCCAGAAGAUAAGCAACUGUUUAGCGUCCUGUGCGAAGAGCUCUUGAAAGCGUUCGAGUCCGAAGCGGCGGCAAGUGGUAGCAAACGAUUAUUGUUGACAGCCGCAGUUGCUGCCGGUGUCGAAACCGUUAAAAAAGCGUACGAAAUUUCAAGGAUUGCAAAGAGUCUGGACUGGGUCAACUUGAUGGCGUAUGAUCUCCAUGGCAAAUGGGAGACGAAGACUGGACACAACGCGGCCAUGCAAGGUAUUUGCAUACUGAUCGAAAUAGUAGACUAGAUAGCGUUCACUGGUGGGGAAAAUCACUAGAAAUACAAAUACGCCCAAGGGAGAACCGACUAAACGUCUCUUUCGUUUCAAUACAAAUUUUCAAAAUGCCAGGUAAACGCACGAUUUUGAAAUGUGCCGAAAACAGGCAUACCAUAUAGCACAAAUCGUGGCUAUUAAGUAUGCCGAAAACAGGCGUACGAAACCAGGCAUGCCUUAAUUGUAGCCACAAACCAUGGCUGUAAGGUAUGCCAAAAAUAGGCCCACUUUUUAGCCACAAACCGUGGCUAAAAGGUACGCCGAAAACAGGCGUACUUUAUAGCCACCAAAUAACAACAAAAUUGAAAGUUAAUGAGAGUCGGCGGUCAAACUCGAGCGCAAGAUAUAUUUCAUCAACUCUCGUCCUUGGAUUUAUUCCAUUCAACUUUAAAUCAAACAUGUUCUUGCUCACUGUAGGGAAUGACAAACUCUCUGUGACCGAUGCCGUGGAACUCUGGACAACGGAAGGAAUGCCAGCGAAAAAAAUAGCUCUUGGUAUGGGACUGUACGGUCGCGCUUUCAAACUUCAGUUUCCUGCGAACCACAGCCUGGGCGCCCCAGCUCGUGGGGACCCUAACGAAGGGAAAUAUACAAUGGAGUCUGGCUUCCUGUCAUUCUACGAAAUUUGUUCCCAAAAUGAAUUGACUGUUAUCGACCAAAAUCCGGCAGGAGCACCGUACGGGUAUUCUGGUGAUCUGUGGGUUGGUUUUGAUACACCCGAGAGUUUGGUAAAGAAAGUUGGAUUUUUAAAGAAAAAAGGUAAGUUUGUUACUUUGACAUGGAACUCCAUGGACCAUUAACAAGGGUAGACAAAAUAUUGGACCAUGGGGCCAAAUGGUCCAAGAAAAGUGAUCAGAAUGUUUUUGGUUGUAGCGAGAAUGUAAGAUAGUAGAUGGAAUUAAUGAUAUAGAUACAAAGAAGAAAAAAAAACAAAACAAAUAGGUGAACUGAUGGGAGACGUUGCUGUAGAUGCGACGUCAACAAUUGACUUGGAGGGCAAGGCCCAAGGGUGGUCAAGUUUAACAACUUAAUGCAUACUAAAUAAAUUAGGCCUUUUAAACUGACUGUACUCGAUAACCUAUGGCAUUCAAUUCAAAUACCAAAACCAAAAUAAUGGUAGAAUGUUUUGUUCUGUCACGAUAAGACGGCGAUUUGGAACGGACGACAUCUCACAAAAUAUCUUAUAAGCUCCUCCAUUAAAAUCCUCCAUUAACAACCAACAUUUACCGCUUGACGAGUCAAGAAAAUCGUCAAUCCUGUCUGUAUACAUCAUCUUUACAUCCCUAUUUUGCUAUAUAUAGGUCUGCGUGGUGCCAUGUUUUGGGCUGUAGACUUAGAUGACUUUACAGGUGUGUGUAACGUGAAAAAUCCACUGCUCACUGCCGUUACCAAGGCUUUGAAAGGUACCAUGACUGGGCUUGAAGAUACGGAGGGUGGGACUGGCGAUGAGACUGGAGGUAAUGGAAGGGGGACUGGAGGGGGGACUAGUGGUGAGACUGGAGGUGGGACUGGUGGUGAGACUGGUGGUGAGACUAGAGGUGGGAUUGGAGGUAAUGGACGCGGGACUGGUGUUGAGACAGGAGGUACUGAGGAUGGGACUAGAGGUAAUGGAGGUUGGGAUGCGAGUGAGAUUGAAGGUAAUGGAGGCAGGAUUGGAUGUAAUGGAGGUGAGACUGGAGGCGGGACUGGAGGUCGGACUGCAGGUGAGACUGAAGGUCAUGGAGGCGGGACUGCUCGAGGUAAUGGAGGUGGGACUGCAGGCGAGACUGACGGUAAUGGAGGUGGGAUUGCAGGUGAGACUGGAGGUAAUGGACUAGGUGGGACUGGAGGUAAUGGAGGUGGGACUGCAGGUGAGACUGAUGGUAAUGGAGGUGGGAUUGCAGGUGAGACUGACUGUAAUGGAAGUGGGAUUGCAGGUGAGACUGGAGGUAAUGGAGGUGGGACUGGAGGUGGGACUGCAGGUGAGACUAAAGGUAAUGGAGGCGGGACUGCUGGAGGUAAUGGAGGUGGGACUGCAGGUGAGACUGACGGUAAUGGAGGUGGGAUUGCAGGUGAGAUUGGAGGUAAUGGAGGCGGGACUGGAGGUAAUGGAGGCGGAGCUGGAAUUGGAUGCAAUGGAGGUGAGACUGGAGGUAACGGAGGUGGGCCUGGUGGUACCGGGGAUGGGACAGGAGGUAAUGGGGGUCAGAUGGGAAAUAUAAAGCCCGGAUCAUGUCGAGGUGUGCCACCUUGGGCCACUCCAGCAAUGGACAAAUGGUGCAAUGACAACUGCCCACGUGGUUUUUGUCCAGCGUCACGCUGCAAGUGCGAAUACAUCACCAAAAGCGGUUCAGGAGGUGCGACUGGAGGUAUUGGGGAUGGGGGCAAUGGAGGUGGGACUGGGGGCAAUGGAGGUGAGACUGGAGGUAAUGGAGGCAGGGCUGGAGGUGGGACUGGAGGCAAUGGAGGUGGGACUGGCAGUACUGGAGGUAGUAAUGUAGGUACUGAGAGUAAGACUGGAGGUACUGGGAGUGGAGGUACUGGGAGUGGAGGUACUGGAGGUACUGGGAGUGGAGGUACUGGGAGUGGAGGGAGGGGUGGAGGCGGGGCUAGAGGUGAGACUGGAGGUAAUGGAGGUGGUACUGGUGGUACUGGGACAGGAAGUAAUGGGGGUCAGACCGGAAAUAUAAAGCCCGGAUCAUGUCGAGGUGUGCCACCUUGGGCCACUCCAGCAAUGGACAAAUGGUGCAAUGACAACUGCCCACGUGGUUUUUGUCCAGCGUCACGCUGCAAGUGCGAAUACAUCACCAAAAGCGGUUCAGGAGGUGCGACUGGAGGUAUUGGGGAUGGGGGCAAUGGAGGUGGGACUGGGGGCAAUGGAGGUGAGACUGGAGGUAAUGGAGGCAGGGCUGGAGGUGAGACUGGAGGCAAUGGAGGUGGGCCUGGCAGUACUGGGGAUGGAGGUAGUAAUGUAGGUACUGUGAGUAAGACUGGAGGUACUGGGAGUGGAGGGAGGGCUGGAGGCGGGGCUAGAGUUGGGACUGGAGGUAAUGGAGGCGGAACUGGAGGUAAUGGUGGCGGAGCUGGAACUGGAUGCAAUGGAGGUGAGACUGGAGGUAACGGAGGUGGGACUGGUGGUAUUGGGGAUGGGGGCAAUGGAGGUGGGACUGGGGGCAAUGGAGGUGAGACUGGAGGUAAUGGAGGCAGGGCUGGAGGUGGGACUGGAGGCAAUGGAGGUGGGACUGGCAGUACUGGAGGUAGUAAUGUAGGUACUGAGAGUAAGACUGGAGGUACUGGGAGUGGAGGUACUGGGAGUGGAGGUACUGGAGGUACUGGGAGUGGAGGUACUGGGAGUGGAGGGAGGGGUGGAGGCGGGGCUAGAGGUGAGACUGGAGGUAAUGGAGGUGGUACUGGUGGUACUGGGACAGGAAGUAAUGGGGGUCAGACCGGAAAUAUAAAGCCCGGAUCAUGUCGAGGUGUGCCACCUUGGGCCACUCCAGCAAUGGACAAAUGGUGCAAUGACAACUGCCCACGUGGUUUUUGUCCAGCGUCACGCUGCAAGUGCGAAUACAUCACCAAAAGCGGUUCAGGAGGUGCGACUGGAGGUAUUGGGGAUGGGGGCAAUGGAGGUGGGACUGGGGGCAAUGGAGGUGAGACUGGAGGUAAUGGAGGCAGGGCUGGAGGUGGGACUGGAGGCAAUGGAGGUGGGACUGGCAGUACUGGAGGUAGUAAUGUAGGUACUGAGAGUAAGACUGGAGGUACUGGGAGUGGAGGUACUGGGAGUGGAGGUACUGGAGGUACUGGGAGUGGAGGUACUGGGAGUGGAGGGAGGGGUGGAGGCGGGGCUAGAGGUGAGACUGGAGGUAAUGGAGGUGGUACUGGUGGUACUGGGACAGGAAGUAAUGGGGGUCAGACCGGAAAUAUAAAGCCCGGAUCAUGUCGAGGUGUGCCACCUUGGGCCACUCCAGCAAUGGACAAAUGGUGCAAUGACAACUGCCCACGUGGUUUUUGUCCAGCGUCACGCUGCAAGUGCGAAUACAUCACCAAAAGCGGUUCAGGAGGUGCGACUGGAGGUAUUGGGGAUGGGGGCAAUGGAGGUGGGACUGGGGGUAAUGGAGGCGGAACUGGAGGUAAUGGUGGCGGAGGUGGAAUUGGAUCUGAGACUGGAGGUAACGGAGGUGGGACUGGUGACGGGACUGGAGAUGGUGAUGUAGGUACUGGGGGUACGAUUGGAGGUACUGGGGGUACGAUUGGAGGUACUGGCGAUGGGACUGGAGGUAAUGGAGGUCAGACUGGAAAUGUAAAGCCCGGAUCAUGCCGAGGUGUGCCACCUUGGGCCACUCCAGCAAUGGACAAAUGGUGCAAUGACAACUGCCCACGUGGGUAUUGUCCAGCGUCACGCUGCAAGUGUGAAUACAUCACCAAAAGCGGUUCAUUGAAAGUUAAUAUAACAUACGACUCUUGAGAAAUGUAAUAAUAUAUUGUAACCUGAAGAAAGUUUAAUGCAUGUACCUCAGUUAAAUUUAUAAAAUGACAUUUCAGAAAAUGGUUUUGAGUAUGUUUAUGUCAGUUAAAUGUGAUCAAAUAAAGAUUUAAUUAAAUUUUGGUUCUUUUUUUCUAUACAAGAGACACGUAUAGUCCGACCUCUCUAAUUAUUCAAAACAAUGAAGGGAGACAGCAAGGUGUAUGCAGGGUGCGAUAAUUCAGGGUGUGAUAGAACAAACUCAGUACUCAAUGUGUAUUACAUAUAGUCAUUAAAAUAAGGUUCAUAAAGCACAGGUUUCUGAAAAGCAUGAUCAGACUACGAGGUAGAAAAAGAAGCACAAUUGUAAUAUACAAGCAAUCGACUCCAACGUUUCUUAGUGCCAUGAGUCCAAUCAUGUUUCAUACCAAGACAAUCUCAGACACAUGAUAUACCAACUAAAUUACGGUAUUGAAUACCUUGGGCUUGGAAUAGUCAUGUGGUACCAGCAAAAAGUAAGUACGCAGAUAGCAAAAGUACCGCGUACCUACGUGGUACGUGACUGAAAACAAGGAAGUACCAGACCGUAAUAUUGGCGUACCUCCGGUACGUAAGUACGCGAAUUAUCGCACCCUGAGUAUGUAUUAGAGGGUGUACGUUUUUCAAAAGCCAUUUUAGAAGAGAAUAUUUUGAGGAGAGUUUCACUGUACCUGUUACAUACAUUUGGGAGUCCUGGGAAAUUUGCAAACAAACGGGAAAUUGACAGCCCCAAAGGGUAUUGGGCUGUCAAUUUCCCCGCGUAAUGCAAAAUGACUGAAAAACUGCAAACUUCGCAAGGCUAUAUUAUCCGCAUUUUACAACAUUUCACAACGAAACUUUGGAAUAUUACUAAUUUUGUGAUGCUCUUUCAAGCUUUUGUCUAGACUUGUUUAGAUCAAAAUUUAGUCUAUAAUGCAAAUCAGGUCCAUUGAGCCUUUUUCAAAUAAAUCAUUGGGGAGAAACCACUUUGUGUUUGCAGCAGCUGCUUUUUUUAUUAUCCUAUUUAGGGUUGGGCGAUACUAAAAAAAUUAAUUUCACGAUUAUUGUCGAGGAAAUUAUCACGAUAUUCGAUAAUAUUGCGAUAAAUGCAAUAAAACAAUGACCACAUUUUUCAAUUUUAAUUAAUAUCGAAGGAUAGUAAGCUUAUAUAUAAUCUUAUUAAAAACAAGUAUUAAAGUAAUAUGAAGGCUUUUUCUAGUCUAAUAUUUACUGGUCAUUAAACCAGAACUGUCUGUGCAUUUCUGCGCAGUGCCUUCUCUGUCUCCGCUGGUACAAAUGCUGUGGGCACACAGCGCAAGAAAAGCCUGCAAUUUCAUUGUUUAGCGGAUUGAUACAUAAAUAUUAGCUUUUGUAUCGUAUUAAAUUCGUAUUUAAUUCAGGAAAUAAUUUUAAUUCUUUUAAAAAUUAUAUUUUCGAGGAAAUGAAAGAAUUUUUUUUGAUUUUAUCAAAGCUAUAUACACAGGCGAAGCAAUAUCACGAUAGUCAUCGAGCAUGACGAUAAUUUCGAUAUAUCGUCGCUCAAGUUUCUACCUUCGAUAUGAUAAUCGCGAUAGAAAAUAUCACAAUAAAUCAAAAUAUCGAAAUAUCGCCCAACCCUAAUCCUAUUUUGCUAAUGUCCAAAGUUUGCUAUUCUUUUUUAGUAAUUUUCAUUUCGCAGUAAAUUAAAUGGACGAGCCCAAUAUAUUUUCUAGGCAUAAAUUAAUAAAUUAAUCACUUUUGCUUUAUAUAAACACCAAUGUAGAGCAUCAGUACAAAUUUCUCAACACACAGACAGUGGCGGACACAAAAAAUACAAAAGGUUUUGCUGAAUAUUUUGAAAGCUUUCCUAACCUAUUUCACUAUGUUUUUACAUCUACAUAUACCACACAAACUGUUUUUAAUUACUUCAAUAAGUUAUAAAUUUCUUCAAAAUACCCAACAAACCUCCAAUAUGUCUGAUAGUCUUAACACUCCUGGGGCUGGGUGUUCAAAAGCCGAUUACCUUAACCCUAGGUUAACUUAAAAUUCAAAGCAAAUUUCCUGGCAGCUUGUUUAUAAACUUAGGAAUGUUUCUUCAGAAAUUUUGUCGGGAUCGAUAGGAGUUCACUUCUCUGACGUUUCGAGAUAAACAGACGUGCAGAAAUACACAAACCAAAACAGCGGGUUACAUUUUAACCGAGGGUCAGCGCUAACCCACCUUUGAACAACUGGCCCAUGCCUCGUUUGUGGCACAGAAUAGAAAAUAGACCAGGGGCCAGUUGUUCAAAGCUGGGUUAGCUUAACCCUGCGUUAACCACGAAGCAAACUUCCUGACAGCUUGUCUAGAAAUUUGGAAAUAUUUCUUCAGAGAUCUUGUCUAGAUCGAUAGGAGUUUACUUCUCUGAAGUUUUGAAAUAAACGGACGUGCAGAAAUACAUAGUUGGUUAAAUUUUAACCCAGGAUUAUCGCUUACCCAUCUUUGAACAACCGGCCCCAGAAGUCUCACUGAACAGCUUUCCCUAACAUGGUGAGACUGAAAUAUAAAACCCUUUGUUUAGAACUACGUAGUGCGUGCGCAUUUCAUGUUAUGUUGCAAUAUUUGCGUACGGAUAUUCAGUAUAUUCAGCUGUGAGACUCAAAAUAAGUCUGCAUUCGUUGGUUCUGAUCUUGCAAUCAUGAAGUGUAUAUCGUUGGCUAAAAAUUUAACGCCAGAACUUAUAGUCGAAGCAGACGACUUGAGCAGAGGCUCUGCGAAGCAUUUUUUGGAAGCGUAUGCCAAAGAAUUCGAAGCGAAGGAAGCGAGAUCGAGGGAAACACAACGACGUUAUGGAGGGCAAGCCACAGACGAUGAGCUUGUUCGUAAAAACGUAGGCGAUAGAAGAGUGACUAUAGGUUCUGAGGACUAUAUAUACACGAAUAAUGCGGACUGUGGCUUGUUCAAUUCGGUAUUAACAGCGUAUAACAAACAUUGGAAGCUUAGAACAUCGCCAGAGGAUUGGUGGUUUGUUGUAGCGAGACGUGUCGCUAUUGCAAUCGACAAGAACUCGAAGAAAGAAGCAGUUCGCAAGAUGUUUGUCGAACAUGAAGGUAUUAAAGUGCCGAUGCUAUUCUCAGGGGCGCCACCAAAGGGGGAUGGGGUGGAAGAGCGGGGUGACGAAGGGGAGGGGCAAACGGAGGGGGGAGCCCUGGGAGACCUCAUAGUCCUCAUCAACUUUCGAUGCAAGUUUGUUCCGUUUUCAUUGCCAAGGUAAGAAAACACUGCAAGUAGAUGUGCCUGUGGACAACAUCUACGAUGUCGACUAUACUUGGUCUUUCGAUGAAAUGUCCAAGGAAAUGGCAAAGAAUGUCAAAGUCCCCAGUUACGUUGAUGUCAUUUCGGCUGAUUUUUCGUCGACAACCCCAGUGCAGAGGAUUGUGUCGCAAAUCACUUUGAUGUCGUCCUUGCAGGAAUUCUUUGAAUACAAGUAAGUCAUGGGGGUGGGUGUAGAUUUGUCAAAGACUAGUUGGAUAACUAUAUAUGGAGAAUCAGAAACUCCUUUUAUUGACCCAACCUGAUGAUGACUCAAGAUCUGUUUGAGCAAGAGAACGAAUUACGACGACGAAGACGUACUUGACAAGUUUUGACCGUCAUACUAAGUUUGCAUGGGGUCAGCUAGCAGCAGAUGUCUAACGAAGACGGGUUAUAGUUUCAUACAUAUAUGUAGAUUAAUGCUGAGCCUAAUCCCUACCUUAACACAAACAAAACAGUGAGACAUGAAUGACUUUCGGACUGCUGACUUCACAUGAAUCCGUAGCGAGAAUCGAACCUACGACGUACUCCGAGGUGAACGGCCCUUGUUCUGACGACUGCGCCACCGCACCCCUCGUUCUUCUGCUUUCGUUCCGAACGAAUAUUGUGGCAAAAUUCAUCGUGAACUUUUCUCAACGAAAGCAUAAGAACAAAAUACGGGAUAUAGUUUCAUCUCUCGCUGUUUUUGUCUGGGUCAGGGAAAGGAUUAGGCCUUGAGGCCCGUAUUCAUAAACACCGAGACACGCAUUUACAAGACACGUCGAGCAACGACCGGUGACUCCAAACUAUUGUCAAAUACGUCUAAAUUCAUCUUUGUACUUCCUUGCCUUGCUCAAACUUUCUGUGUUUACACAAGAAUUCGUCUGGACUGUAUCAAAAGACCGUCAAAACUCCGACUUAUUCCUUUUAUUGUGUAGGGUGAUGUUAAUGUGUGGAAUCCCGGGUGUUGAAAUGCUCGGCACUGAAGAAGACUGGCAGAAACUACUGUCAAAAUUGGAAGCUUUGAAAACGCUUCUUGAACCAAUCAAAAACGACCUCCAAUUGGACAUACAGAGCUGGUGGUCAGCCGUCAAAGAUGUCUUUGAAAAACUACUGGCCACUUACAGAGGUAAACCAGACUAUGAUUGGUGGUCCCGUAUUGUUACGUAUGAAGACUUUGGAUCGGGUCCGAGUGGCUACACAGGUUGGUUUACAAAAUUCAUGCAGAUGUCGGACGAGCCGAAGGAACUGCAUGAAUUCACCAGCGGACUGGUUACGGUACCACUCACCAUCGCUAAUCCAUCUGGUCUCGAAGACACGGCAGCAUUGGUCGCUGGGUGUCUGGAUUUCACCAUACAUGAAGACGGUGAAGAUAAAGUACCAUCAGUUCAACCAUUUCAGGGUUGGUCUCUUCUGUUGCCUAAAAAUUCACCAUUCCGCGCUGAUAGGCAGUGAUUUGUAUAAUGUCGCAAGAAGAGACAACAUUGUGUAUAAUUAGCAAGUUGAAAUUGUUUAAUAGGAACAAUUUAGACAUGAACAAUUUAAACGCACACAUCAGACUAAAUGUGUUUCUAGAAAAUUGCAAAAUUGCAUGGGGAUAAUAAAUUAGAGGCAUAAGCUUCAUGCUGGGAAUUGAUAUUUGUUGUAAGCUUUACGCUGGGGAUUGAUUAUCACUUAUUUACUGAGACCUCGGUCCUCGGGAAAGCAGUGUGUUUUGUGGCCUCUCAACCGCCGUUGUUGUCCUCGGCUUCGCAUCGGACAACAACGGCGGUCUCGGGUCCACAAACACACUGUUUCCCUCGGUCUCAGUAAAUAAGUGUUUUGUUAUAUAGUAUAUAAGUGUAAAAGUAUGAAUAAUUCACCGGUUAUUGGAGUGAAUUUAAUUUGAAACCAAAACUGGAUAAAUGGAACGCCAUAAAUAUUAAAUAAAAAAAUUUAAAAAUGAACUUUGGAACUUAAUGGUUGACACGCAUGAGUAUUGCACCCAGUUUAUUAUUGACCGGUCAAUAAAUGUUUCAUUGCGGACAAAUUGUAUUCUCUAGUUAUAAUCGGCUUCGGGUAUUUUCAGUUCUAAAUGUUGUCCUGACCAUAUGGAAUUAUAAAUAGCACAUAUGGUGUUAUUUAUAAUCUCUAUGGUCCUGACAGCAUUGACGGUCUUGAUAUAACUUCACUGGUAGAGAAAAAGAAAGCUUUGCCAACUGAUUCUUUCAGUAAUCAAAAAAUUUUCACUCAAUUUUCAGGAAAUCUGUUUUCGGUAGGUUCCCUUAAAGGUCUGGUCAAGCGAGGAGUAAGAAUUGGUGAGAGUCACACACAUUGUUAGGAAGGGCAUUUUAAGCUCUAGAUUAGUAAAAUAAAGAUUUGAUGAGGGUUCCAACUAUGUUUUAACGUCAACCAGUGCCAGUGGCGUAAUGGAGGUAGAGGGGUCCCUCAGGCAUAUUCGUAUGGGCCCCAUGUUGAUUCUUGUCAUUGUUUGACCGAGAUAUUAUAUUUAUAUUGAAUAUUUAUAUAAUUUUCUUGGAAAAUUCCGUAUCUAUAACAGUCUCCAACACAUGUAACAACUAAUAUACAACGGAAUAACUUUUGUUUUAUUUCAUGAUGGAAUAAAAAAAUCAGCUACCGUUGUCGAUGACUGGAGGUAAUGAGGGUGGGACUGGAGGUGACGAGGGUGGAACUGGAGGCAAUGGAGGUGGGACUGGAGGUAACGAGGGCGGGACUGGAGGCGAUGAAGGUGGGACUGGAGGUCCACCAGUCCCACCUCCGUUACCUCCAGUCCCAACUGGGGAUGGGACUGGAGAAAGGACUGGGGGUGAGACUGGAGGUAGGACUAGUGGUGAGACUGGAGGUAAUGAGGGUGGAAUUGGAGGCAAUGGAGGUGGGACUGGAGGUAAUGAGGGUGAGACUGGAGGUGGGAUUGGAGGCAAUGGAAGUGAGACUAGAGGUCCACCAGUCCCACCUCCGUUACCUCCAGUCCCAACUGGGGAUGGGACUGGAGAAGGGACUGGGAGUGAGACUGGAGGUAAUGAGGGUGGGACUGGAGGUAAUGAGGGUGGGACUGGAGGUGACGACGGUGGAACUGGAGGUAAUAAGGGCGGGACUGGAGGCGAUGGAGGUGGGACUGGAGGUCCACCAGUCCCACCUCCGUUACCUCCAGUCCCAACUGGGGAUGGGACUGGGGGUGAAACUGGAGGUGGGACUGGUGGUGAGACUGGAGGUAAUGAGGGCCGGACUGGAGGUAAUGAGGGUGGAACUGGAGGCGAUGGAGGUGGGACUGGAGGUAAUGAGGGUUGA